AUGGCAGCGCCAGCACCAUCUUACACCAAGGUCACUCACUCCGCCACAUAUGCCGCCAUCAACCCGACUCAGCCUGGCCUCUCCACAGCAGGCAAGGUUGUGCUAAUUACUGGAGCAUCCGGCGGCAUCGGCCGGGCCACAGCCUUGUCCUUUGCAGCAUCAGGCCCCCAAACCCUUAUCCUCCUGGGCCGACGCGCCGACGCCCUAGCCAAAACCGCCACAAUUGUCCGCGCCAACUACGCAGAUGUUCCGGUUCAAACCUACGAGGCCGAGCUCUGCAAUGCAUCGAGCGUCCGCAACUCUAUGAAUAACGCGGCCGCCGAAUUCGGCGGCAUCGACGUCCUUGUCCACUGCGCCGGCGUCCUUGCCCCCGUCGUUCCCCUUCUGGAAGCCAACCCGGAUACUUUCCUGGAUGGCUACAAGACUACCGUCGUCGGGACGCUGGUAACAGCGCAGGCUGUUGUCCUGGCAAACAAAACUGUUAGCCCCGACGAGAACAAGCCAGUCACGUUUAUCAACCUCACCACGGCCGGGAUCCUGUUUCCGCCUUUCACUGGAAUGGGCGCCUACGUGAGCAGCAAGAUGGCUGCCAUUAAGCUUCUGCAGGCCUUUGCGGCUGAGAACCCACAGGUCCGUCUUCAUAAUGUGCAUCCUGGACUCCUGGAGACAGCCAUGUCUGCCAAGCUGGCCGAGACGAUCAAGUUACCAUAUGCCUAUGAUGACAUCUCACUCCCCGCCGACUUUCUUGUCUGGAUCGCCUCCCCGGAAGCAGAGUUUCUUAAGGACAAGAUCGUCUUCGCCGCCUGGGACGUCGAUGAGCUUAAGAUGCGCGAGAAGGAGAUUCUUGGUGGCCCACCGGGCACCGGUGAGCUCUGGCUUGGCUAUCAAGGUUUCCCUCGAUAUAUGGAUGGCCAGCUUUUGUCGGGUACACCGUAA
Molecule: messenger RNA, 936 nt
Organism: Aspergillus mulundensis
Lineage: Eukaryota; Fungi; Ascomycota; Eurotiomycetes; Eurotiales; Aspergillaceae
Product: SDR family NAD(P)-dependent oxidoreductase
Exons: 2
Coding region: 1-936 (311 amino acids)
Cellular component (GO): cytosol
Molecular function (GO): oxidoreductase activity
Source: RefSeq, a predicted model, not a curated record